AGGCAUUGCAUGCACGCUCAACACAACCAAUAACAAGCAAAAACAGGGUGAAAAAAAGCAAAAGCUUGGCAGUAGCAGACCAACCAGAAGACGAGCCCUCCUCCUCCUCCUCCUCCUCCUCCUCCUCCUCCUCCCAUCCUUGGACACACCCUGCUUCUCUCUCUCUACUAUUUGUCAUUGCCGCCGUCGCCCACGCCGUUUGGACGGAGAGCUCUUCCUCCUCCAUCGUCCUGCAGAAAGCCGCCCGUCUCCUCCCUUCCUCAUUUCCACCCUAUAGGAGGACCCUAAACCAUCUCCAGCAGGCUGAGACCCGCUUCAAAGGCCAAGCUUAUUCUUUUUUAUCUUUUUUUUUUUUUUUUCCUCCUUUUUCAUUUUGGAACUCCGAGGGAAACAAAAAAGGGGUGCGACGACAGCGCCGAAGCUUGGUGAAGCUUUCGAGAUCAACACGCCGAAGAGGGAGCUAGUUUUCCUAUCCAGUGUACUACAAGAAUGGUUACUCAGAUAAUCAGCACCAUGGAAACCCAGGUGUCCAACGGUCCCAGCGGAACCAGCCUGCCCAACGGCCCCGUCAUCAGCACCAACGGCGCCACGGACGACAGCAAAACCAACCUGAUUGUCAACUACCUGCCUCAGAACAUGACGCAGGAGGAGUUCAAGAGCCUCUUCGGCAGCAUCGGGGAGAUCGAGUCGUGCAAGCUGGUCAGGGACAAGAUCACGGGUCAGAGUCUGGGCUACGGCUUCGUCAACUACGUGGAUCCAAACGACGCGGACAAGGCCAUCAACACGCUGAAUGGGCUCAAACUGCAAACUAAAACAAUCAAGGUAUCAUACGCCCGACCGAGCUCGGCGUCCAUUCGUGACGCAAACCUUUACGUCAGUGGACUCCCCAAAACCAUGAGCCAGAAGGACAUGGAGCAGCUUUUCUCCCAAUACGGUCGCAUCAUCACAUCCCGCAUCCUAGUGGACCAAGUUACAGCAGGCAUAUCACGAGGAGUGGGCUUCAUCCGGUUUGACAAGCGAAACGAAGCGGAGGAGGCCAUCAAGGGCCUGAACGGACAGAAGCCUCUGGGCGCCGCCGAGCCCAUCACUGUCAAGUUCGCCAACAACCCCAGCCAGAAGACGGGCCAGGCUUUGCUGACUCAGCUGUAUCAGACGGCUGCUCGCCGCUACACAGGGCCCCUGCACCACCAGACGCAACGAUUCAGCGUGAUCCCUUCUCUUGGAAAGGGACCAGAUCCAAAUAGCAGCUCAAAACCAAUACUCGACAAUUUACUAAACGCCAGCUACGGAGUCAAGAGCUCUCCCACUCUCUUCCCCAGAUUCUCCCCCAUCACCAUCGACAGCAUGACCAGCCUCGCCGGCGUAAACCUGACCGGGCCCACCGGAGCCGGCUGGUGCAUCUUCGUGUACAACUUGUCGCCCGAGGCGGACGAGAGCGUCCUGUGGCAGCUCUUUGGGCCUUUUGGCGCUGUCACCAAUGUCAAGGUCAUCCGUGACUUCACCACCAACAAAUGUAAGGGCUUUGGUUUUGUCACCAUGACCAACUACGACGAGGCCGCCAUGGCGAUCGCGAGCCUUAACGGCUACCGCCUGGGGGACCGCGUGCUGCAGGUUUCCUUCAAGACCAGCAAGCAGCACAAGGCCUAAGGGAGGGGCCUGCUGGCGCCAGCACCUUUGACCUGCACAGGGGGGCUAAAUGAGCUCCCCGUGCCAUCACUCUAUUUAUGGGCCUGGACUGAGUCUCUCUCUGACGCUUUCUCACACAAAUCCACACUAUAUAAUCGCAAAAACACACACAUAGUGACACACAUGACCAAACAGAUCCAUAGGCAAGCAUCCACAAGUCAGGAGUUUCAAACAAACACAGCAGUGGAGUUUUUCUGUUCUCUUUCCACGACAUGCUAGUCCUUCCCUGUCUUUGCCUGGAUUGAAUUAGACGGGGUACGUAGCUGCUUUGUUGGGUAGGGGAGUAAGAGCGAUCUAUUUAGGAGACAGUCUAACGAAUGUGACAAAGAAUGUUCUUUGAUUGAAUUCAGGCAAAUGAUGGCAACUGAUGAACAAAAAAAAGACCAAUAGCGAUCAAAAAAUUUUCAACGAAUAUGUGCAAUUUACUUCAAAACUUUGACCCCCACAUCAUCUCUCCCGUUAUCUUGCUUUGGAGAGGAUGCAGUCACUAUUUUUUUUUUUUUUUUUUUACACUCGGGGCAUUUUGAAAAUCAGUGACUUUUUUUAAUAUCAAAGAAAAUGAAAUGAAAAACAGUGUUCUCUUAUAUACAUCUAUCAAAAUAUAACUAUAUAUUCAAUAUUUAAGGUGGUAAUAAUAGCCGAAUAUGUAAGCAUUUUCUAAAAACCUUGACUACUGUUUCCUGACGUGCUUUAUUGAGGCGGUAAAGGCAGUUUCUCUACCCCUGUGCAAGUUUGUUAGCGCUGACCUAAUGUGACAAAGUAAGUGAGCUCAUUAAUCCGGGAACAAAAAUUUGCCUGAUAGCCAUAAGAAUCAUACCCCGCCCCCCCCCGGCCCCCAA
Molecule: messenger RNA, 2525 nt
Organism: Entelurus aequoreus (snake pipefish)
Lineage: Eukaryota; Metazoa; Chordata; Actinopteri; Syngnathiformes; Syngnathidae
Gene: elavl3
Product: ELAV like neuron-specific RNA binding protein 3
Exons: 8
Coding region: 490-1647 (385 amino acids)
Cellular component (GO): ribonucleoprotein complex
Molecular function (GO): RNA binding
Source: RefSeq, a predicted model, not a curated record